AUGGGGAACCAGCUGGCCGGCAUCGCCCCGUCUCAGAUCCUCUCCGUGGACAGCUACUUCUCCGACAUCCACGACCAUGAGUAUGACAAGAGUCUGGGCAGCACUCGCUUCUUCAAGGUGGCCCGAGCCAAACACCGCGAGGGUCUGGUGGUGGUCAAAGUCUUCGCCAUCCAGGACCCUUCGCUGCCGCUGACCAGCUACAAGCAGGAGCUGGAGGAGCUGAAGAUCCGGCUGCACUCCUGUCAGAACUGCCUCCCCUUCCAGAAGACCUCGCUGACAGAGAAAGCCGCCAUCUUGUUCCGUCAGUACGUGCGGGACAACCUGUACGACCGCAUCAGCACCAGACCCUUCCUCAACAACGUGGAGAAGCGCUGGCUGGCCUUCCAGAUCCUCAACGCCGUGGAUCAGGCGCACAAGGCCGGCGUCCGUCACGGAGACAUCAAGACGGAGAACGUGAUGGUGACCAGCUGGAACUGGGUGCUGCUCACAGACUUCGCCAGCUUUAAGCCCACCUACCUGCCCGAGGACAACCCCGCCGACUUCAACUACUUCUUCGACACGUCCAGGCGGAGGACGUGCUACAUCGCGCCCGAGAGGUUCGUGGACGGGAGCAUGUUCGCUACGGAAAGCGACCAGAACACGCCGCUGGUGGACCUGACCAACAACAACCAGAGAGGCCGAGGGGAGCUGAGACAGGCCAUGGACAUCUUCUCUGCAGGCUGUGUGAUCGCUGAGCUCUUCACUGAAGGCGUCCCCCUCUUCGAUCUGUCCCAGCUGCUGGCGUAUCGUAAAGGACACUUCCAGACGGAGCACGUCCUCAUGAAGAUCGAGGACCGCAACAUCCGAGAGCUGGUGGCUCAGAUGGUUCAGCGGGAGCCGGAGAAGCGUCUGACAGCGGAGGAAUAUCUGAAGCAGCAGAGAGGAAAAGCUUUUCCAGACAUCUUCUACACCUUCCUGCAGCCGUACAUGGCUCAGUUCGCCAAAGAGACGUUUCAGUCGGCCGACGAACGCGUGCUCGUCAUCCGCAAAGACAUCGACAACAUCCUGCACAACCUGAGAGGAGGCUCCUCCUCCUCUUCCUCCUCCUCCUCUUCGUCUCAGGACGGCGGUGACUGCGUGCCGAGCUCUCGUGAGGAGCAAGGCCUCAUCGUGCUGGUGUCCGUCAUCACUUCCUGCCUGCAGACGCUCCACUCCUGCGACUCUAAGCUGGCGGCUCUGGAGCUCACCUUGCACCUGGCGCCCGCGGCUGGCGUGGACAUCCUGCUGGACCGCAUCACGCCGUACCUGCUGCACUUCUGCAACGACCCCGUGCCCGUCGUGCGCGCCCAGGCCGUGCGCACGCUGGCCAAGGUGCUGGCGCUGGUGAAGGAAGUGCCGCGCAACGACGUCAACAUCUACCCGGAGUACAUCCUGCCGGGGAUCGCUCACCUCGCCCAGGAUGACGCCACCAUCGUCAGGCUGGCGUACGCAGAGAACAUCGCUCACCUGGCCGAGAGCGCGCUGCGUUUCCUGGAGUUGGUUCAAGAAAACAACGUGAACACGGAGCAGGACCUGAUAGGAGAGGACACGGAGGAGAUGCUGCUGCACCCCAACGAAAACUACGACUCAGAGCUGCAGGCGCUGCACGAGAUGGUGCAGCAGAAGGUUGUGACCCUGCUGAGCGACUCGGAGAACAUCGUGAAACAGUCGCUGAUGGAGAACGGCAUCACCAGACUCUGCGUGUUCUUCGGCCGGCAGAAGGCCAACGACGUGCUGCUGAGUCACAUGAUCACCUUCCUCAACGACAAGAACGACUGGCACCUGAGAGGAGCCUUCUUCGACAGCAUCGUGGGCGUAGCGGCGUACGUGGGCUGGCAGAGCUCCUCCAUCCUGAAGCCUCUCCUCCAGCAGGGCCUCAGCGACACCGAGGAGUUCGUCAUCUACAAAGCUCUCAACGCUCUGACCUGCAUGUGCCAGCUGGGCCUGCUGCAGAAACCUCACAUCUACGAGUUCGUGGGCGACAUCGCUCCGUUCAUGUGUCACCCGAACCUGUGGAUCCGUUACGGAGCGGUGGGAUUCAUCACUGUGGUCGCUCAGCACCUCAACGUAGCCGACGUCUACUGCAAACUGAUGCCUCACCUCAACCCCUUCAUCACCCAGCCCAUUAUCCAGAUCGAUAAGGAGCUGGUGCUGCUGAGCGUCCUGAAGGAGCCGGUGAGUCGCUCCAUCUUCGACUACGCUCUGCGCUCCAAAGACAUCGGCAGCCUGUUCAGACACCUGCUGCUGAGGCAGAAGAAGAGAGCCGGAUCCAUCCCAGAAUGCCCCACACCCGACGACCCGGCCAUCGCUCAGCUCCUCAAGAAGCUGCUGUCACAGGGGAUGACGGAGGCGGAGGAGGACAAGCUGCUGGCGCUCAAAGACUUCAUGCUGAAAUCCAACAAGGCCAAAGCCAACAUGGGCGAGCAGAGUCACCUGGGGGAGGCGGUGCAGACCGGCGUCAUCGACCUGGCAACGCUCGGCAUCACCGGACGCCAGGUCGACCUCGUCAAGCCCAAAGCCGAAGCGGAGGAUAAGAGAGCGAGGAAGCACACCAAGCAGGACUCCACCAUGAACGAGGAGUGGAAGAGCAUGUUUGGAUCUCAGGAGCCGUCGUCCGCUCAGGUUGUCAUGGCGGCUGACGGUCCAGGGAGUCAGAUCAGGAAGAGCACGGCGGUCCCAUCGGUUCCCGUGUUGCAGUCGGUAGCGAGCGGCCCGGCCUACCAGCGCCGCCUCAACACCUGCAAGGCGGAGCUGCAGCAGCUGGUGCAGCAGAAGAGGGAGCAGUGCAGCGCCGAGCGCAUGGCCAAACAGAUGAUGGAGAGCGCCGAGUGGGAGAGUCGUCCUCCUCCACCCGGAUGGCAUCCUAAAGGUCUGCUGGUCGCCCACCUGCAUGAACACAAAGCUGCUGUGAACCGCAUCAGAGUCUCAGACGAACACUCCAUCUUCGCCACGGCGUCCAACGACGGCACCGUCAAAGUCUGGGACAGUCAGAAGAUGGAGGGAAAGACCACGACCACCAGAUCGGUGUUGACUUAUUCUCGUAUUGGCGGCCAUGUGAAGACGUUGACCUUCUGUCAGGGGUCUCAUUACUUGGCGGUGGCUUCAGACAACGGAUCCAUCCAGCUGCUGGCGGUCGAAGCCAAUAAACCACCAAAAUCUCCAAAAGUGCAGCCGUUCCAGACCAGGUCUUUGGAUCUCCAGGAGGACGGCUGUGCGGUCGACAUCCACCAUUUCAACUCUGGCGCUCAGUCCGUGUUGGCGUACGCGACCGUCAACGGCUCAUUGGUCGGCUGGGACCUUCGCUCCAACUCCAACGCCUGGACGCUUCGUCACGACCUCCGACUCGGACUCAUCACCUCAUUCACCGUCGACAUGCACCAGUGCUGGCUCUGUCUUGGGACGAGCAGCGGCACCAUGGCAUGCUGGGAUAUGAGGUUUCAGCUCCCCAUCUCAAACCACUCCCACCCAGCACGAGCACGGAUCAGACGGCUGCUCAUGCAUCCACUCUACCAAUCGUCUGUCAUCGCUGCUGUCCAGGGGAAUAAUGAAGUGUCGAUGUGGGACAUGGAGACUGGAGAUCGUAAAUUCACACUGUGGGCGAGUUCUGCUCCUCCGCUUUCUGAGAUGCAGCCGUCUCCUCACAGUGUUCAUGGGAUUUACUGCAGCCCUGCUGAUGGGAACCCUCUGCUGCUAACAGCCGGCUCUGACAUGAGAAUCAGGUUUUGGGACUUGGCGUAUCCAGAGAGGUCGUACAUCGUAGCGGGAGGAGCCAACGACUCGCUGCACUGCCCGUCUGUCCUCUACAGCCGGAAGAUCAUCGAAGGAACUGAAGUCGUACAGGAGAUCCACAGCAAACAGAAGAGCGGCGUGGUGGAGGACUCGCCUCGCCGCGGCCCUGAGUCACUUCCUGUCGGACACCACGACAUCAUCACCGACAUCGCCACCUUCCAGACCACGCAGGGCUUCAUCGUCACCUCGUCCAGAGACGGCAUCGUCAAAGUGUGGAAGUGAAGAAGAAGAAGAAGAAGAAGAAGAAGAAGAAGAAGAAGAAGAAGAAGAGACAUUAUCAUGAAGAGUUUGGUCACAUUAGUUUAGAAUUGGCUCCAAAAGACUAAUAACAGUGAUCCUUCUUCUUUCCUUCCUCCAUCCCCUUCCUUCCUUCCCUCCUUC
This is a messenger RNA of Scomber scombrus (Atlantic mackerel), 4188 nucleotides long. RefSeq names its product phosphoinositide-3-kinase, regulatory subunit 4 (gene pik3r4). NCBI's taxonomy places the organism in Eukaryota, Metazoa, Chordata, Actinopteri, Scombriformes, Scombridae. Gene Ontology annotation, biological process: protein phosphorylation; protein targeting to vacuole; autophagy of peroxisome. Gene Ontology annotation, cellular component: phosphatidylinositol 3-kinase complex, class III, type I; phosphatidylinositol 3-kinase complex, class III, type II; late endosome. Gene Ontology annotation, molecular function: protein binding; protein serine/threonine kinase activity; ATP binding. The record is from RefSeq and is a predicted model, not a curated record.